GGCCGAGCCAUGCCGGUGUUCAGCGGCCUCCUGAAGGUGCGAGUGUGCGAGGCGGUGGACCUGAAGCCCACCCCGUGGGCGCUGCGCCACGCCGUGGGCAAGAGCGGCUCCUUUCUGCUGGACCCCUACCUGGCGCUUAACCUGGACCAGACCCGCCUGGGCCAGACGGCCACGCGCACCAAGACCAACAGCCCCGCCUGGCACCAGGAGUUCUGCGCCGAGGUGCGCGAGGGUCGUAGCCUGGAGCUGUCCGUCUUCCACGACGCGCCCAUCGGCUACGACGACUUCGUGGCCAACUGCACCAUCCAGCUGGAGGACCUGCUGCAGAACGGGACCAGGCACUACGAGGACUGGAUCGACUUAGAGCCAGAGGGGAAGGUGUACGUAGUCAUUGAUCUGUCUGGAUCUUCCACUGAAGCCUCGGGAGCCAACGACAAUGAAGAGCGCGUCUUCCGGGAGAGGAUCGGCCCGCGGCGGCGCCAGGGCGCGGUGCGCCGGCGCGUCCAUCAAGUCAACGGGCACAAGUUCAUGGCCACCUACCUGCGGCAGCCCACGUACUGCUCGCACUGCAGAGACUUUAUCUGGGGCGUCCUGGGUAAGCAAGGCUACCAGUGUCAAGUGUGCACGUGCGUCGUCCACAAGCGCUGCCACGAGCUCAUCAUCACCAAGUGCGCCGGCAUGAAGAAGCAGGAGGACACCCCGGAGGAGGUGGGUUCGCAGCGGUUCAGCGUCAACAUGCCGCACAAGUUCAGCAUCCACAACUACAAGGUGCCCACCUUCUGCGACCACUGCGGCUCCCUGCUGUGGGGCCUCUUGAGGCAGGGCCUGCAGUGCAAGGUGUGUAAGAUGAACGUGCACAGGCGCUGCGAGAAAAACGUGGCCCCCAACUGCGGCGUGGACGCCCGAGGCAUCGCCAAGGUCCUGUCCGACCUGGGAGUCACGCCAGACAAGAUCUCCAACACGGCGCAGCGUCGCAGGAAGUUGACGCCCGGGCACGACCCUCCCCAAUCUCCUCCGGAGCUCUCGCAGACGGAGAACAGCUUCAGCCAGCCGGCUGUCCCCGCCUCGCCCUCCCAGCAGGACUUGGCGGAGUUGGAUCGCCUGCAGGACGCACUUUCACUGGACCAGCAGGGACCCCAGCACUCCUCGUCGUCCUCCUCGUCGUCCUCCUCGGCCACCUCCGCCACCUCGUUGUCCGCCGCCUUCUCGUCGGGGGGCCGCGAGAACGGACAGAGCCAGAAGAGGACCCUCAAGGACUUCAACUUGAUCAAGGUUCUCGGCAAAGGCAGCUUCGGCAAGGUGAUGCUGGCCGAGCUGAAGGGCACGGAGGAGGUGUACGCCGUCAAGGUCCUGAAGAAGGACGUCAUCCUCCAAGACGACGACGUGGACUGCACCAUGACGGAGAAGCGCAUCCUGGCUCUGGCCCGCCGACACCCCUACCUCACGCAGCUCUACUGCUGCUUCCAGACUCGAGACCGCUUGUUCUUCGUCAUGGAGUACGUCAACGGAGGCGACCUGAUGUUCCAGAUUCAGCGCUCGCGCAAGUUCGACGAGCCGCGCUCGCGCUUCUACGCCGCCGAGGUCACGUCGGCGCUCAUGUUCCUGCACCGCAACGGCGUCAUCUACAGGGACCUGAAGCUGGACAACAUCCUGCUGGACGCCGAGGGCCACUGCAAGCUGGCCGACUUCGGCAUGUGCAAAGAGGGCAUCGUGAACGGCGUGACCACCACCACCUUCUGCGGCACGCCCGACUACAUCGCCCCCGAGAUCCUGCAGGAGCUGGAGUACGGCGCCUCGGUGGACUGGUGGGCGCUGGGGGUGCUGAUGUACGAGAUGAUGGCGGGCCAGCCGCCGUUCGAGGCCGACAACGAGGACGACCUGUUCGAGUCCAUCCUCCACGACGACGUUCUCUACCCCGUGUGGCUCAGCAAGGAGGCCGUGUCCAUCCUGCGAGCGUUCAUGACCAAGAACCCGGCCAAGCGUCUGGGCUGCGUGGUGAGCCAAGGCUGCGAGGACGCCAUCAAAACGCACCCCUUCUUCCGGGAGAUCGACUGGCUGCUGCUGGAACAGAGGAAAGUGCGACCCCCCUUCAAGCCACGCAUUAAAACCAAACGCGACGUGAACAACUUCGACCAGGACUUCACCAAGGAGGACCCCGUGCUCACGCCCACCGACGAGACCAUCAUCCGGCAGAUCAACCAGGAGGAGUUCAAGGACUUCUCCUACUGCGCCCCCGAGGAGACGCACACCUAACGCACAUCCACAUAAACACAUACACACUCGCACUCCUUUACUUUUUGACGCUAUUCUUACUUUACACGCGUUGUCGUCGUCGUUCUUAAUGUUGUUGCCUGGAUUUGUUGAUGAAUAUGCACACUCGCUUUAAAACACUUCUACACGCAUACGGUGCAUGCGGAAAGUAUUGACAGUGCUUUACUUCUUCCACAUUUUAUGUUACAGCCUUGUUCCAAACUAAGUGAAAUUCUCUCCUGACAAUGUAAGACAAAUAUUUUCAAUAUGAUGUCACAAGCUUGGCACAGCUUUGGUCAGUUUGGAUUGUUCUCCAUCCAAAGAAUUUUAUUAAAAAAAGUGAAGUGCUGUGAGUGCAUCCGGAAAGUAUUUGAAAAGCUUCACUUUCUACACAUUUCGGUGCCUUGACUUUAAACCUUUGUCCCUUUUAAAAAGAAUGGAUAUGCCUUUAUUCAGUUCCGGCGCCCCAGAAAACUUUUUUUGUCAUUUGUUUUUUAAUAAGGAAAAUCAGCACGUGACAAUAAUUUUAUUUUAUCAAAACAUAUGGGAAUAAUUAAAUAGAAGUGAAUAGUUUGCACCUCCUGAUAGUUCAAUGGGCAUUGUGCUGCGCCUUCUGGUGUGCGCUGUGUCCACCAGGGGGCAGUAUAAUACAGACAUAUUGCACAGAUAUGAUGAGACGCAAGACCGUCGCAACUAAACUGAAAUUAUAGGAGUCGUUUUUUGCUGAGGAUAAAGAAUAUAUGCAUGUGAGCAUUGCUACCGUUUGUGUUCAAUUAUAAGCCGCUUAAUGGUUUCUACGGUGGAGACCCGCAUAGUUGCGGGUUUGCAUUUUGGGGGGCGCCUUUCUCCUGUUGUUCACAGAAACCCCUGCUUUUUCAUUUUUUAAUUUUUUUUUUUAUAACCAGAUCCACCUUUUAAAAAAUAUUUUUGAAUGCUAAUUAUAAGGGAGCGUCUAUUAUUCUCAGAUUUUUUUAACUGUAAAUCACCAAUGCUAUAUUCGUUAGCCCGUCUACGCUGUUUUACAUUAGCGGACUUUCGUAAGACAAAGUUAAUGUGGUUUAAUUUCAACUGGGAGUGGCAACUAACAGCUUGAAGCCUCUUUUUUGAAGAAUUGCUUACAAGCUGCAAAACUGCUGCUCGAGUCACCGUCUAGUGCUUGGAGCUAAAAAAAAUUUGCUUGCAAUUCAAGAUCCCCCCAAAAAAUAAAUCGACCCAGCGAUGGCUCAUAUCUCGAAGAACUUAAGAAUGAGGCUAUAACGUAACAGUGGAAAAAAAAUAAGUGCUUUGAAUACUUGGCAGAUGCACUGUAUAUAUAUAUAUAUAUAUAUAUAUAUAUAUACACACACACACACACACACACACACAUAUGCCCACAGACGGCUUCUUCCUCGCAAUGGACCGCCUGUAUACUGUAUAUAUAAAUCCAUAUAUUAGCCUGUGUCGCGUGACUGUAUUGUGUCGCUGUCGUCCGCAAGCUUGUGACGCAUGGACAAACACCCCCCAACCACCCGAAAGUACCCCCAUUGUCUUUUAACGGCCCUCAAUGUGGACUAGUUCGGGCCCUGAAUACCCCUGUUUUGUGCAAUAUACCCCCCCCCCCCCCCCAUCAUAUCUCUCUAUAAGAUAUAUUUUAUGGCUUUCAUUUUUUUUUUUUUUUUAAUCAUUCUCAAUUGGUAUGAUUGACGCUCGUGCCCAUCCAAUGAAUGUGUAGCUUACUCACAGGCUAUUCAACUAAUUACGACAAGCCGCCGUUUUGUCCUGAAUGUACAUUUUGACUCGUGUGCGUGCGCGCGAGUGUCUGCGCGUGCAAGCGUUUCCACGGUUACCAGCAGUGUUUCUCCCGCAGCCAAACUGCUUGCUUUACUUUUUCUUUUCUUUUUUUUUUUUUUUUUUUUUAAUUCUAAUAAUUAUUAUUAUUGUAAAGUGUAUUAUCCGGAGGACGUUUGUGUAUAUUACUUAUAACUAUACUAUUGUAGGUCUGUUACAGUUUGAGUGAGAGGACCAGCAGUUGAAUUACCUCACAUUUACAACACACACACAGACACAGACGCGCACACUCAGGCAGUGCAUCUGGAAAGUAUUCACAGCGCUUCACUUGUUGUUUUUUUGUUUUUUUUAAACAAAUGCCAUGGACAUAAGUAUUCACAGUGUUUUUAAAUAUGAUACCACAAGCUUGAUCAAGCUUAAUCUCAUGUCGUUUCCUAUCCAGGAACUGUUCCCAUCCAAAAAGUGAAGCGGCGUAAAUACUUUCCGCGUGCAAAGUAUUUACAGUGCUUUGCUUUUUCAACAUUUUAUUUGUUUUUAAAUACCACAAGCUUAGAACACCUCUCAUUACAUUUUGAGGGAAAAGGCUGUAACAAAAUGUGAAAAAGGUGAAGCACUGUGAAUACAGAAGCACUGUAUGCAUGUACGCACCCAGUGUUGGUCCUAGCUUGAAUGGCACUUUGUGCAAGACACCCCCCACCCCUUUUUUUUUUUUUUUUUUUUUUGGCGCCCCCACACUGGAGUGGACCUUAUGUCCCUACAGCUCUUUUCUACAGAGAGCCACUCCCUAUACAAACGCCCUUUGUGGUCGCACAUACUGCACAUGCCAGAAAUCACCACUGCGCGCACACAGAUGAAAAACACUGGAGUGGACCUUAUGUACUUACAUCUCUCCGCAAGAGGGCGCAAAUCUCCAACACAAACGCCAACCAUUAACGUACACAAUAGAAUUUCACGUAGCAAUGCCGACCCGUAGGGCCCCACGUAAUGCACAUGCCAGAAAUGGACACACACACGCACGCACACAGAAGUACUGUUGCGUGCACUGUAAGAGGUGUUGGGGUGGUGGGGGUGUAUGUAUGUAUGUAUGUGUGUGUGUGUGUGUAGUGAAGCUUCGCGCAAUCCAGGGGUUAGCCUGAUCCCUGUCACACUAUCUUACUUUGUGCCAAAAAAAAAAAAAAAAAAAAAAAACAGAAAACAAACCAAUGUCGUGCGGCGGCAACCAGGCCCUGUCGUCUGUCUGCUGUCCGUCUGUCUGCUCUGACUCCAAUAAAUCGAAGAAAAAGCACCUGA
This is a messenger RNA of Phyllopteryx taeniolatus (common seadragon), 5307 nucleotides long. It is a transcript of the gene prkcea, whose product is annotated as protein kinase C, epsilon a. The transcript has 15 exons. The record is from RefSeq and is a predicted model, not a curated record. The coding region runs from base 10 to 2253 and encodes 747 amino acids. Lineage: Eukaryota; Metazoa; Chordata; Actinopteri; Syngnathiformes; Syngnathidae. Gene Ontology annotation, biological process: protein phosphorylation. Gene Ontology annotation, molecular function: ATP binding; diacylglycerol-dependent serine/threonine kinase activity.